Phialemonium atrogriseum is the source of this 1470-nucleotide messenger RNA. RefSeq names its product putative cyclase-domain-containing protein. The transcript has 3 exons. Gene Ontology annotation, molecular function: arylformamidase activity. The record is from RefSeq and is a predicted model, not a curated record. NCBI's taxonomy places the organism in Eukaryota, Fungi, Ascomycota, Sordariomycetes, Cephalothecales, Cephalothecaceae. The coding region runs from base 300 to 1325 and encodes 341 amino acids.
AUAUCAUCCAGGGUCCGAUUGGGGAGGAGCGAGCAACGGGCCGUUAAUGUGGGCGCCAGUAGGGGCUGGGGUUGCAGCGGGAAGAUACCCGCUCUUGGCCCCGGCACUCCGCCAUCCAGUGAUGGGCCCACACACCAUCGCCAGAGAGAGAGUGUAAAUUGCAACUGCAGCCAGCGGGGCGUGCAGUCAUCCCAGCGCUUAUACAGUACAUACGCACACAAAUAUAGAUAGACGGGGGUUUGAGCGCCGUCCCCCGCAACAAUGACUCAGGGCCAGGUUGUUUGACUUUGCUCGACACGAUGGAGCCCGGCAGCUAUCCAGACUUUGGUGAUCUCCCCAAGGUGGAAGGGAUGCCGCAGGGGUGUGCCUGGGGUGUCUUUGACAAGGAUGGCAAGAAGGAUCUCCUCGGGACUCUCAACUUCCUGACGCCCCAAGUCGUCCAGGCCGCCGCGGCCGAGGUCAAGGCCGGCGUCUCGAUAUCACUAAACUGGCCCCUCAACGCAUUCAAGAUCCCGCUCCCCUUCCGCCGAUCGCCAACCCACACGGUCGUCGACCUACGAGAGGCCGGGCUCGAGAGCGACGGGUGGGACGACGAGCUGGAGUUCAACACGCAGUGCAGCAGCCAGUGGGACAGCCUCACGCACUUCCCGGACCAGGCGACGGGGCUCGCGUACAACGGCGCCAAGCCCACUAAGGAGGGCCUCAGCGUGUCGUCGACCGAGGAGAACGGCCUCCCGACCUGCGAGCACUGGCACGCGCGGGGCGGCAUCGUCGGCCGCGGCGUGCUGGUCGACUACAAGGCAUACGCCGAGGAGACGGCCCAGACGGGCGCCGUGCCGUACUCGCCGUUCGACGGUCACCGGAUUACCGUGCAGGAACUCGAGGCCGUCGCGAAGCAUCAGGGCGUCGAGUUCCGCCCCGGGGAUAUCUUGAUUGUCCGCACCGGAUACACGGAACUGCUCGAGGGCCCGACCGAAGCGCUCGUGCCGCAGCUUAGCAAGGGCACACUGUCCGGGGUGCACGGCACCGAGGAGACGGCACGCUGGGUGUGGAACCACCGGUUUGCGGCCGUUGCUGGCGACUCUCACGGAUUCGAGGCGAUCCCGCCGGUCAAACCGGACGGAAGCGUGGCGGGGAUGUCGGAUCUAGUGCUUCACCAAUGGUUUCUAGUCAUGUUCGGGCUUCCCAUCGGGGAGCUCUGGGAUCUCAAGGCCUUGUCGGCGCAUUGCAAGAAGUCUGGGCGGUACAGCUUCAUGCUGAGCUCGGUGCCUCUGAAUCACCCCGGCCUCGUGGCUUCUCCGCCAAACGCCCUGGCCAUUUUCUAAGGAAAAGAUGCCGGAACGGAGGGCUGAGAAGUAUUUCACACAGAAUAGAAAUAGUAGCCCCUGUUCGCUGGUGGAGUGGGGCCCCAAUUUGAUCACCCGAAUCCGAAUCCGAUUACGGAGGAGAUACUUUCUUUGAUGGUGUUUG